This is a messenger RNA of Esox lucius (northern pike), 2322 nucleotides long. RefSeq names its product cation channel sperm-associated protein 2. Lineage: Eukaryota; Metazoa; Chordata; Actinopteri; Esociformes; Esocidae. Gene Ontology annotation, cellular component: CatSper complex; membrane. The record is from RefSeq and is a predicted model, not a curated record. Gene Ontology annotation, molecular function: calcium-activated cation channel activity. Bases 256 to 1713 code for a protein of 485 amino acids. Gene Ontology annotation, biological process: monoatomic ion transport; sperm capacitation; transmembrane transport. The transcript has 14 exons.
CAUUAUUUUCUUCAUUGCCCAUCUCCAUUCAUAUCCUUGAAUCGAAAAUAUCGUAUGGAUAAUGGAAUGGAUCAAUGACUCAAAUUCAUCAAAAUCCAGUCGAACAGUGUUAACCAUAUUCAGUCAUAAUGUUGUGACGUAACAAAAUAAACACAUUCCAUAAAAAGAAAGUGCUCAAGUGAAAUUAUUUCAAACCCGCUUUGGUUUUGCUUACCUCAACUUAACACAUAAAGACUAAUGGGGAUGCAGUAAGAGAUGGAGCCCCCCUCCUACAACAGCCACACUUCAAAGGGCAAGCCAACCAAAGAGAAGUUCCUUCCCAGAGCCGAGGUGAUCAGGUCCAAACUCAUCCAGAGCUUCUAUCUGCUAGACUGGUUACAGGAAGAGCAGAGAGGAAGCCCUAAAUACUGCACCAGUGAUGUUUUAGACAAGGAGAAGUACACCAGUUUGAUGGGGAAAGACUCACAUCAGCUGGUGCGCUUUGAGGUCUCCCCCCGAAGAGGCCACACCAUCACGAUGGAGUGCCGUCGCCAGGGACGACUGAAGACCCGCUACGCCAAAUAUCCGCCCUUGAACAUGUUCGCCCACUGGAUUCUAGAGAGUAAAAUAUUUACGCAUAUGAUGGUCAUUCUCAUCAUUCUAAACACCGUUGUAUUGGAGAUACAAGCAGAGGUGUUUGACAACAUGGACCCCAAUUUGGAGAUACUGAAGCUAAUCCUGGAAAUGAUGGACAGAUACAUCCUGGCCAUGUUCUUAGUGGAGUUCAUACUGAAGUGGAUGGAUGACUUCUGGAGCUUCUGGAAAAGCACCUGGAAUAUUCUGGAUUUGGCCACUACCUUACUGUCAAUUAUACCAGAGAUCCUGAAGCUCUUCAAAUCAGUGAGCACUGCCAACUUGGAGAUUGUGACCCUCCUGAAAAAGUUUCGGAUUCUCCGCUCCUUGAAGCUUGUCUCAAAGUUCAGACAAACUCGUCUUAUCAUUUUGGCAGCAUUGAAAGCUUUCAAGGCCAUGACUUUUAUAUUCUUACUCCUGCUGAUGUUUGCUUAUAUCUUCGCUGUGUUCGGAGUCGCCCUGUUCGACAGUUACAGCCGCUCCAACGUGGAGGGCCUGGUCUACAACAUGUACUUCAAAGAUUUGUAUAACUCCUUCAUCACCCUCUUCAUCCUGUUUACCACGGAUCACUGGUAUGCGCUGCUCGCAGACACCCGCAAAGUUCCUGAACUGAACCAAACCAUCAGUGGCCUGUACAUUAUCCUGUGGCUCAUCAUUGGCUCCUUCAUGUUCAGUAAUAUCUUUGUGGGUAUUAUGGUGAAUAACUUCCAGGCAAUCCGGAGGGACCUCUCUAAAGAGGUCCAUCAGAUCGAGAUCCAGGCCAAAGCUGAUCACUUUAAAGCAGAGAUCAUAAACAGGAGGAUAAGUCAUUUGAAAUUGCCUGGACUGAGCAAGGUGGCAAAUGGUUGUGAAGAGUCACUUUCCUCUGAGGAUCUUCUCAAACCUAGAAGCUCUAACAUUCCUGAAAAAGAUUGGGAGUUGUAUGUGGAGGAGAACAUGACAGUAAUGCAGGAGCAGGAGGAGGACGAGAAGGUGACCUGGCCCCGGGACUCCCUCUUCAGGUACUUUGAGCUCCUGGAGAUGCUGCAGCACAACCUGGAUGAGAGACAGAGGCUGCAGAACGUGGCAGUCCAGGCUUGGCUAAAUCUUCACGACACAUAGGACUCAUCAUCCUCAUCUCCAUCCGUUCCUACGAUCCAGCAUAUUUUGAAGAAAAAUAAAGCAAGUCUUUCAUCUGCCAUGGACUGUAGUCAUGUUCAAUGAUGAAUCUACAGUUUGACCUUAAGAGUUCUAGAUAAUGUGGAGGGCAGACAGGGGCGGGUAUGUUCAUUUUGGGGCCCCAACCAAACCUCAUUGUAGGAGCCCUCACCUAUAUCACUACCAAUUCAGCAUUAACACAUACACCAGUGUCUGCCGAAGUCCAAUGUCAUUAUAUGCAUGAAUGGGAGACAGUAUCGCCAGUUCAUUUGAACUAAAGUGUUUGCUAGUAAGCUACAAUAGGAGAGUGAAAUACAUUUUCUUACCUUCCAGACAUUUUUACUUCAAUUUUUUCAUAUUCAAGGAUCUUUGGACCCUCUGUUCAACCGAGUUAAUUUGCUAAACCAUUCAGACAUUCUCAAAACAUAUAGAAGUAGGUAUGUCCAGUGCUGCACAUCCAGAGCCGUGUAAUUGUUUUAUUUUGCCAGAUUUCAACUGUUCUUCUAAUUGAUUUUCUCUCAGUUUUAUAUUUUCUCUCUGUAAUUCUGUCCAAUAAAAUAUGGGACAAUGUCA